GCACACAGGCACCCAGCCUUGGAGAGGCCCCUGCCCUGCGUCACCAGGAGAGGGUGACGCCCCAGGUCGGGGCAGUAGGGAGAAGCCUGUUGGGGCUGUACCUGGUGUGGCAGAGGCCAUGGGGAAGGCUCCCACGGUGAGGAAGGUCCCACAGGUCUUGACAGUAAGAACCAUGGCUUCUCUCAUUCAGGAGACAUGUCACGGCUACGUGAGUCUUCCUGCUUCUUCCAACAGCCUACGAAGAAGGUGAGGCUGGCAGUGCCCUCAGCGCUGCUUGCCUGGACCGUGUCUAAUGGGCAGCAAAAAGGGGACCUGGAGGCUCUAAAAUCCUUGGGCAGGCAGGUCAGCUUUUGGCAGAGGCCCGAGACUCUGGGCUCUGCUCGGUUCCCCCCGGAAGCAUCUCAGUGCCAUGAGAUGGGGCUGACACAGGCCCUGGGGUCUGAGGACCUGGUCCUGGCCUCACGUGAAUGACACCAAGACCUUUGUUCCAGAGACCCACACUCCAGGGCCCCGAACCCCUCUGAAGGUGCUCAGGGAGGAGGGAUGUGCGAGGCGGGAGGUGGAGGCAGUCCUGCACCCUCCUGUGCAGGGGGAGGAUGAGACCCAGUACACCCUGCUCUGGGCUUCUGUCUGCCGCAGCCCCCGCCUGCUGUUCUUGCUUCAGGAACCUCCUUGGGCCCCUGAGUCAGUCAGUCAGCCGCAGAUAUUCACAGAGCCCCUACUCUGCACUUGGCACCCUCACAACAACCCUGUGAGGUCGGUGCUAUUCAUGUCAGCCAUUUUACAGAUGAAGAAACAGGCACAGAGUUCAGUCACUUGCCCAGAGUUAGUAAGGAGCAGAGUAGGAAUUCAGAUCUGGAAGGCUGGCUUCAGAGCUGGCACUCAGCAUGGCCCAGUCAUGCUUCUCGAAGACUGGCAGGGCCCUGCCGACAGGGAGCUUGCCUUCUGCUGGGAGAAAAAGGCAAUAAAGGAGUAAAUAGGCUGUCAGGUGCUGGACAGACAGAACCAAAUGUGAGGGAGAAGCCUUGGAGGGUGUGGCGAAGAGCGUUCCAGGCUGGGGUCUGCACAUGCAAAGCCCCUGAGAUAGGAGUAUGCUUGGCGCCUCUGAGGAACAGCAAGGAGGCCAGUGUGGCUGGAGUCAGGGGGCUGGGAAUGUGUUUGGGGAUAGUCAGGGGCCAGAUGGCACAGAGCCUGGUGAGCCCUAUGAAAGGUGCCCUUGACUGUGUAUUUUCUUUGAGUCUCGCAACCUGAGCACCUGUGUGCUGCUUGGGUCCUGGGGCCAUGCCCUUGAGGAAGCUCCAGUCUGGGGGGCAGCUGGCGUGGAAACAGAGAUAGAGCCACUGGUACUGUGACAAAUGACUCAGGGGCUAUGGGAGUGCCAAGCAGGGAGGGCAAAUGCUGCCUGGAAGAGAACAUAGUACCUUUCUGGGGCAGAGGAGGGUUGUCACAGGCCCAAUGGAUGCUCCCAGUUUCAGUGCUGGGGCUAAUCUGCUUAGAACCCCAUAGUCCUCCAGCUUGUCGCCCCGUUUUUCUGUCCCAGUGGCCCUACCCCCUAUGAGCCCCACUUCCCGGAAGGUUACAGCCAGGCCCAACGUGGUCCAGGCUUCCCUCAUUCGGCCCAGCUGCUGCCUCUGGAAGGUCCCUUCCCAGAAGCCUUCAGUCCAUGUGCCCUUGGGCAGUGGCAACUCUGGUAACAUCUCCCUAGAGGCUGGGUGGGCCGCCCAGGGUGAGGAGGGCUGAGCUUGCAGCGAGCACCAGUGUCAGAGCCUGGGCCGGGACACAGCCUCCCCGCUUUGAGGGACUUUUUAGGUGAGGAGGACAUACUGUCCAUGGGAAGUCUACGUCUGUUCCCUUGGGGGCAGCACCGGAAGCAGCAGCUGCUUUCAAGCUUGUCCCUGUCCCCAGAGAGGCCCUAGGCCUCAGUGUCUUUGCCAGGGAGAGGUGGAGGAGCAUGGAGGGACCUCUGGGUGUGCAGGACCCAGGCCGAGUGCCAGCCUCAGCCUCCGCCCAGGGUCAGAGCCUAGGUCCGAGGCCUCUGCCCAGGGUCAGAGCCUAGGUCCGAGGCCUCCGCCCAGGGUCAGAACCAGAGCUUAAGGUGCUUAAACUGCUUCCUGUUUCGGGCUCAGACCAAAUCCUCGUGCCCCAAAGCUGCUGCAUCCUCCUCCCUUGAGGGGUGGCCACACUGGCCACACCCUCUGUGGCCUCCAAUCCUGAGUGCCUGCAGUGGGAUGGGGAACUGCCUAGUUGGGCCCACCCCUGCCUUCCCCUGAGGCCACCAGAGGCCCGUGCCUGAGCUGCAAAGGAUGCUGGCCUCAGUCCUGAGAAGGAACUACUUCCUCAGAGGAUCCAAGUGUUGUGAGUGCGGUGCCUCCCUUUCACACCAGUACUACGAGAAGGAUGGACAGCUCUUCUGCAAGAAGGACUACUGGACCCGCUACGGCGAGUCGUGCCACGGGUGCUCCGAGCACCUCACCAAGGGGCUGGUCAUGGUGGCCGGGGAGCUGAAGUACCACCCCGAGUGCUUCAUCUGCCUUACGUGUGGGACCUUCAUCGGUGACGGGGACACCUACACACUGGUGGAGCACUCCAAGCUGUACUGCGGGCACUGCUACUACCAGACCGUGGUGACCCCCGUCAUCGAGCAGAUCCUGCCCGACUCCCCUGGCUCCCACCUGCCCCACACAGUCACCCUAGUCUCCAUCCCAGCCUCAGCCCAUGGCAAACGUGGCCUCUCUGUCUCCAUUGACCCACCUCACGGCCCGCCGGGCUGCGGCACAGAGCAUUCCCACACCGUCCGCGUCCAGGGAGUGGACCCAGGCUGCAUGAGCCCAGAUGUGAAGAAUUCCAUCCACGUUGGAGACCGGAUCCUGGAAAUCAAUGGCACACCCAUCCGGAACGUUCCCUUGGACGAGAUUGACCUGCUGAUACAGGAAACCAGCCGCUUGCUGCAGCUGACUCUUGAGCACGACCCUCAUGACACGCCAGGCCACGGGCCAGGACCAGAGCCCAGCCCCCUGGACUCCCCAACUCACACUCCCAGCGGGGAGGCAGGCAGCGUGGCCCGGCAGAAGCCUAUCCUUAGGAGCUACAGCAUCGACAGGUCUCCGGGUGCCGGCUCACUGGGCUCCCCAGCUGCCCAGCGCAAGGACCUAGGCCGCUCUGAGUCCCUCCGUGUGGUCUCCCGGCCUCACCGCAUCUUCAGGCCAUCGGACCUCAUCCAUGGGGAGGUGCUGGGCAAAGGCUGCUUUGGCCAGGCCAUCAAGGUGACGCACCGGGAGACCGGCGAGGUGAUGGUGAUGAAGGAGCUGAUCCGGUUCGACGAGGAGACCCAGAGGACCUUCCUCAAAGAGGUGAAGGUCAUGCGCUGCCUGGAGCACCCCAACGUGCUCAAGUUCAUCGGGGUGCUCUACAAGGACAAGAGGCUCAACUUCAUCACCGAGUACAUCAAGGGGGGCACCCUGCGAGGCAUCAUCAAGAGCAUGGACAGCCAGUACCCUUGGAGCCAGAGGGUGAGCUUUGCCAAGGACAUUGCUUCUGGGAUGGCCUAUCUCCACUCCAUGAACAUUAUCCACCGGGAUCUCAACUCCCACAACUGCCUGGUCCGUGAGAACAAGAACGUGGUGGUGGCGGACUUUGGCCUGGCACGGCUCAUGGUGGACGAGAAGACGCAGCCUGAGGACCUGCGGAGCCUCAAGAAGCCGGACCGCAAAAAGCGUUACACGGUGGUGGGCAACCCCUACUGGAUGGCGCCUGAGAUGAUCAACGGCCGCAGCUAUGAUGAGAAGGUGGAUGUGUUUUCCUUCGGAAUCGUCUUGUGUGAGAUCAUCGGGCGGGUGAACGCAGACCCCGACUACCUGCCCCGCACCAUGGACUUUGGCCUCAACGUGCGAGGCUUCCUGGACCGCUACUGCCCCCCGAGCUGCCCCCCAAGCUUCUUCCCCAUCACCGUGUGCUGCUGUGACCUGGACCCUGAGAAGAGGCCCUCCUUCCUGAAGCUGGAGCAGUGGCUGGAGACCCUGCGCAUGCACUUGGCCGGCCACUUGCCACUGGGCCCACAGCUGGAGCAGCUGGACAGGGGCUUCUGGGAGACCUACCGGCGUGGUGAGAGUGGACUAUCUGCCCACCCAGAGGUCCCCGACUGAGUCCAGCCCACCCAGCUGCCCCCUCUCCUUGCUGCAGCUGGGUUCCAGCUCUGCAGGAGAAGCCAAGCGUGGAGCCCACAGCUAGGGCAGCAGAGGCCCGGACCCCACCCCCAGCGCCAGCCCCCCGACCUGCCUUCUCCUGCCCAGCACAUGUGGCCCUUGCCUUUCUAGCCCCAGAGCUGCCCUGGCUGCACACACACCACCUCACCCUGCCUUACCUCUGCUGUGGGGGGACUGCCCUUGGCUUCUCAUUGCAUGAGCUAGAGGGGCCGUGUGAGUCAUGCCCCUGCCCACCCCCUACGCCCAGCCACCACCUCUCUGCAGCCCUCUGAGGCUGGGCUGGAGACAGCCUUAGCCCUGUGCCCUGGUAAAGGCUGGGUACACAGGAGGGUGUGUGUCAAGGGAGGCAGGGGCCAAGUUCCCAGGAGCCAAACAGGGAGUCUAGGGCCAUGUCAUCCCCCAGGGGUGUCUAGGUUGCAGCAGGUAUUGAUAAUCCCCCGAAACCCCAGAGCAGAGGAAGGCCUGAUCCUGCAGGUGGAAGUCCUCAUUGGCCAGGCAGCAGCCUUUUCUCUCCCUUUGGGUCUUUUUUGUUUCUUUAUUGAAACCACUUUAGUGAGAAGCAGGUACCAGGCCUCAGGGUGAAGAGAGGGUCCCUUGAGGGGGAGGGGACGAGCAAGCCCAGGCCUAGGGAGGUUGGGCAGAGCAGACAAGGCAGGUGUCUACCAGCAUCCCAGCCCCCAGGUUCAUCUCAUUGUCCUCUCCUGGGCCUCCCCGAGGCCCCUGCCCCUCCUUAUGUCCCUCUGUCCUCUGGGUUCUUUCUGUGUAAUCUAUUUUUUAAGAAGAGUUUGUAUUAUUUUUUCAUAUGGCUGCAGCACCAGCUGCUGGGGGCUUGGGGUUUUAUUUUUUUGGCGGGUGGGGGUGGGGGGGGCCAUUUUGUCACUUUGCCUCAGUUGAGCAUCUAGGAAGUAUUAAAACUGUGAAGCUUUCUCAGAGCACUUUGAUCCUGGAGAACCAUCAGAACGGCUUGUGGGACCAUGACUUAGGGAGGUGGGGCAUGUCCCUCUCCAUCCAGGAACCGCGAUGUCUAAGGAACAAAACCCAGACACAGAAUAAUAAAUAUAUUCUGUACUCCCCACCCAGAUCCCGCAUCGUGGUGUGUGUGGGGGGGCCCCAGGGAAAUGGACAAGAGGGGAACUUGGUGCCACGUAGAACUUGGGAAGGCUUGAACAGAGGGGUGCGGGGCAAUCAGAGGGAUGUAGAGGGGGUGAAAGCACCCUGUCCCCAGCCCGGUGUUGUGCAGAGCAGAGGUAGUAGCCCAGCCAGGACAAGGAAAGAUUUUUUUUUUUAACAGCAGGAAGCAGCUACCUCCCCUUGGGCUGGGGACCUAGGCUAUUUCAGUUAUCUACUGUGCAUAAUAACUCAUCCCUAAAUUAAGUGCCAUAAAAUAAUGGCAAUCUUCAUUUCUGACAGUUUCUCUUGGUCAGGAAUUUGGAAGGAGGCUGGAUGGGUAGUUUUGGUUUGAAAUCUCUCUUGAGGUUGCUGUCAGAUAUUGCCUGGGUUUGGAGGGUCCAUGUUCAAGGACGUUCCAUGUGGCUCACUCACAUUGCUGGCAAAUUGGAGCUGGCUGUUAGUGGGAGACCUCAGUUCAUCCAGAGCCUCUCUACAGGGCUGCUUGAGUGUCCUCACAACAUGGCAGCCGCCUUCCUCUAGAGGGAGGGCAAGGGAGAUGCUCCAGGGCCUUUUAUGACCUGGCCUCAGUAGUCAUACACCAUCACUUCCUUCAUAUUCUUUUGGCCACACAUGCCCCCCUUGACUCAGUGUGGGAGGGGACUCUCCACGGCCACGAAUACCAGGACCAGGAGGGGUCAUUGGGGGUCAUCUUGGAAGCCGGCUAAGAGUUUGGGAGGAGAAGCCACAUGGGACCGGUGUCUGGAUUUUUGGUGUGCUGGAGCAGAUUCUAAGCAGUGUUGCUGUUGGAACUUCUAAGGAAGCAGGUGCAAAAAUGGUAAGUGCUGGAGCAAAACGUCUGCUACCUCUGACUAGCACUGGAAAGGAGAAGGAAGUCUUUUUUUCCACCUUCCAAUCUCCCUUAGCUGGCUCCUCUUGGCAGGCAGAACGUAACAGGAAACCAACUGGCAAAGAAGUCUGCGAAAUGUAGUUUUCAACAUUCCACCAAGAGAAAAUGGGAGAUGGGUUUUGGGCUGAGAUAAACCAAAAAAAACCAAACCCACUGCCUUCGAGUUGAUUCCGACUCAUAGCGACCCUAUAGGACAUAGAGUUUCCAAGGAGCGCCUGGCGGAUUCAAACUGCUGACCUUUUGGUUUCCUUACGGUUUUCUCGGGCUGAGAUACAAUAAGUAAAUAACCAGCACAGUCCACCACUACGGCUCUUCAUCACCCAUACACACAUUUAGUUUCCAUUCAACUCAACGACUUUAUGGUUCCACUCAGCAAAGAUGCAAGUACCCUUUGUACAAAGAUGCUGCCAUUUUCUUCAUAAACGAUGGCAAAGUUGUACAGCUGUCGUACCCAUCACUUGGUAAUAUUAAUGCCAGCCACAAUUCCACUGAAUAUUCUGUAAACUAAAGACUUAAAUCAGAAAGUUAAUCAAUAGUACUUAUAUCAAAUAAGGCAAUGAAAAGGGAGGGGAAAAUUAGUUGAUAAUAUAAAAAUGUAACAAGCAAAAAAAAAAGUAUAGCUACUACAGUCCCGAUUUCUAAAACCGGUCAUGAUGUCAUAAUUGAUUUUUAAUUGUUUUAUUGAGACAUAAUUCACAUAUAUUCAUCCACUUAAAGUAUAAAAUUCAGUAGUUUUCAAUAGUCACAAUUUUAUAAUAUUUUCAUCACUCCCAGAAGAAACCCCAUACCCAUUAGCAGUUAUCCCACAUUUCACCCCUCCCACAGCCUUAGGCAACCAUGAAUCUACUUUCUGUCUCCGUAAAUUUGCCUUUUCUGGAUUUAGUAUAAAUGAAACCAUACAGUAGGUGGCCUUUAGUGUUUGGCUUCUUUCACUUAGCAUAACGUUUUAAAGGUCCUCGUAUCAGUGCUCCACUUCUUUUUAUGGCUGAAUAAUAUUCUGUUUUAUGGAUAUACUGCAUUUUGUUAAUCCAUUCAUCAGCUGAUGGACAUUUGGGUUGUUUCCACUUAGCCAUUAAAACUAACGUAUGAGAGCUUGAAUCAAAAUGGCAGCCUAGUUAGAUGCACCAUGCUGUCCUACAGCAAAGACCAGAGAAACUAUAAAAGAUACAAAUGACAACCCUGGAACCCUUAGCAUCAAAUGAAAGGAUAUAGGAUUAGAUCAAACACUGACUGGAAAAAGAAACUGAACGGCAGCAGUUCGUGGGGGGAGAUACAGAGCAAAGGUACCCUGCCAGCCAGUCCAGCACAGCGGGGCCGUUUUAAGACAAAGCCAGCAGCAACACUGGGGGAGCACAGGAAGGCAACAUCAUGGGACUCCCAAUAGGAGACAGAGAAACUGCAAAGACACCCAGAGUGAAGACAGGUGAACAAGACAGGAACUGCCACUAAGGAGGGAAAGUACAGGAAAGAGGAUGAGAGUUUCUGGAAUACAUACAGUAGGGGGAAAAUUAGGACCCAGAGACAGGGCAACUCUCCAGUGGUGGUACCUGACCGAUAGGGCAGGUGGUUAAUAUAGAGCAAUAGAUGGGCCACCACUGCCCUUCUUUUUUUCAUUUUUCUCACUCCUCCCCCUGGCUACCCACCCCAUCCUUCCCCAGCCAGAGAGAGCACCUGCUUUGAUACAUCAAAACAAAAAAAAAUCAUAAAAUAACACCUUAAUGCCUUAGAGACAGCAGGCAAUAUCAAAUCAUAUAAAGAAACUGGACAAGAUGAUUCAACCAAACGACCAAAAUAAAGGUGCAGAAAAACUCCCCGAGAAAGAGAUGGUGACGGAGCUGCCUGAUGAGGAACUCAAAAGGCUUACAUACAGGGUCCUCAAGGAGAUCAAAGAAAGCUCAGAAAAAACCCGAGAAAAAUUCAGGAAAACAAUACAAGA
Molecule: messenger RNA, 8155 nt
Organism: Loxodonta africana (African savanna elephant)
Lineage: Eukaryota; Metazoa; Chordata; Mammalia; Proboscidea; Elephantidae
Gene: LIMK1
Product: LIM domain kinase 1
Exons: 15
Coding region: 2304-4142 (612 amino acids)
Biological process (GO): protein phosphorylation; actin cytoskeleton organization; positive regulation of stress fiber assembly
Cellular component (GO): nucleus; neuron projection; cytoplasm
Molecular function (GO): protein serine/threonine kinase activity; protein binding; ATP binding
Source: RefSeq, a predicted model, not a curated record